AUGCCCGCCCUGAGGUACGCACCUCAAGCGAGAGAACCGAUCCUGGCGGACAGCAUCACGGUCAUUCUUUCGCCUCAAUCCGACGGCGCCUCCGAUUCAUUUGACACACGAGUUCGGCGACAGGUGUCUCUCAUUGACAGUGGUAAGUAUAACAAUCAUGCUUUAAGUCGCCCUGGUGCUGAUUGUAGGAAAGAUGACGACCACCAUCCUCUCCCGUACGAGACAGAGAUCCGGCCUCCCCAUGAGUUCAGCUACGAAGGUGCGCUGAAUAAGCUGAUCAACCUCCCUACUCUCGAUGGAAAUGAGCAUGCUUCCGAACUCUUCGUCCCAGGCGAACCCGUCACGUUUGAUGAAGACUUUCAACCCGAAGAGUUAGGUUUAACCAAACGCCGUGGCAAGCUGUUGCAGAUCUCCUCCUGGCUUGACUUAAACAACAAAGUCAGCAUCGGCUGCGCUGGUGCCAUCAUUGGUUACUUGCAGCGAAAGAGAUCUGCGAGGUAUCAGCCUCGUGAUCCAGCUGCCAACUCAGUCUUCCGCGUGGUGAAGCUUGAGAUGUUUAAUCUGAGAGGAACAAUGCUGGUGAACGUGGAUGCCCUGAUAUCGCUGCAAAUAAUACAGCCUGAGACGCAUCCCGCGGCCCACAAGCAAGGUUCGGCAGCCAAAGAGCCACUUUCGAUCCACGGACUGUUUCAGAAGCACGUCAAAACACCUCAAGGGAAGCAGCUCUUGCGACAAGCGUUCCUCAGACCGUCGCUGGAAGUUGAUCCGAUCAACUCUCGCCUCGACAUUGUCUCGAUCUUCGUCCGUCCGGACAAUGAAGAAGCAUGCCGCAAGCUCAGCAAGAACCUCAGCAAGGUCAAGAAUAUGAGGGCCACGGUCACUCUGCUCAAGAAAGGCAUCGACAGCGGCAAGCAGAAGCACAAUGCGUUUAAGAGUGGAGUCUGGGCAUCGCUGCUCGACUUCUGCUACCAUACGAUCGAGAUCGCGGAUACGUUGCAGGAAGUGCUCGGAGCCGAUCGUCUCCCACUGUGCGUCGUCGCUGCGGACGUGCUGGACCGAUAUCAUCUCCAAAGGCUCGGCCGGAUGGUGUACGAGAUGGUGGAUCUGGAUGCCUCGACCGACCAGCAGCGGACCGUCAUCAAGCCGGGCAUCAACGACCAACUGGACGAAGUCAAGAACGUCUAUGAUGGCAUGAACGACAUCUUGACCACUAAGGCCGUCGAGAUGGCUCGGGCCCUGCCCGCGGGAGUCAACGUCGAUUUGCAGGUCACUUAUCUGCCCCAUAUGGGCUUUCAUCUGGGGGUCCCUCUGGACCUGACCUCCGGACAGCCGGUGUACGAUGGCCGGGAACUCGGGUGGCAGCGCACCUUCAACACCGACAAGCAGGUCUACUUCAAGAACGGCGCGAUGCACGAACUGGACGAGGACCUUGGCGACCUGUAUGCCGUGAUUUGCGAUUUCGAGAUUGAAAUCGCCUACGAUCUUGCCCAGAAGGUCCUUGAGGACGAAAAGCUGUUGGUCGCCGUGUCCGACUUGUGUGGCGAACUCGAUUGCAACCUGGCGUUUGCCCACACGGCGCGCCAGUUCAAGCUGACGCGGCCCAUGAUCACAGAAGAAAACAUCAUCGAAAUCAAGGGGGGUCGGCAUUUGCUACAGGAGAUGAGUGUGGCCUCAUUCGUUCCUAAUGACACCUUUCUGGUCGGCGGCGGCGGCGGCGGCAUUGAAGGUCCGAGCAUGUUGAUUCUGACCGGGCCCAACUAUUCGGGAAAAUCGGUCUACCAGAAACAAGUUGCUCUGGCAGUCUACAUGGCUCAAGUGGGAUCUUAUGUACCAGCCGACUCCGCCACCAUUGGCAUCACCGACAAGAUCUAUACUCGCAUUACUACCCGAGAAUCCGUGUCAAAGAUUGAGUCCGCAUUCAUGAUCGACAUGCAGCAGAUUGCCAUGGCUCUCAAUUCAUGUACAAGGCGGAGUUUGGUGGUGAUUGAUGAGUUUGGGAAAGGCACGGACUCGUGUGACGGUGCCGGACUUGCUGCUGGAGUGUUUCAGUACCUGUCGUCGCUCGAAGCCGAAUCUCCCAAGGCUCUCGUGGCCACUCACUUCCACGAGAUAUUCGAUUUGGGCUUAUUCGACGAGGCUCAAAACAUUACUUUUGCGCAUAUGGAGGUCCGAGUCGACGAACAUCGCAGUCGUCACCAAGGGUGUACCAGCACCGAGGUCACUCAUCUGUAUAAUCUCCGACCAGGGCGGAGCGAUACAUCGUAUGGUGUCCAAUGUGCCGCUCAAAAUGGGGUUCCUGGAGAAGUGGUCGAACGCGCCACGGAGCUUGCUCGAUUAUCGCGCAAAGGAGAGGAUCUGGUCGCGAUAUGUUCUGCUUUGAGUCAAGCCGAGUCGGAGGAUGUCCGAUUGGCGCAGUUGACGGCGGAGUUAUUUAUGGAUCAAGACCUUGAUCAAGAAAUGACAAAAGAAGACUUGAUGUCAGCCCUUGAUGCCAUGCUGGAGAGGGGAGUACGAGAGAUGGAUUCGUGA
Molecule: messenger RNA, 2529 nt
Organism: Capronia epimyces CBS 606.96
Lineage: Eukaryota; Fungi; Ascomycota; Eurotiomycetes; Chaetothyriales; Herpotrichiellaceae
Exons: 3
Coding region: 1-2529 (842 amino acids)
Biological process (GO): mismatch repair; chiasma assembly
Cellular component (GO): nucleus
Molecular function (GO): ATP binding; mismatched DNA binding; ATP-dependent DNA damage sensor activity
Source: RefSeq, a predicted model, not a curated record